UACAUCUUUCUAGUCUAAAUCAUAAUUUUCAACAUGAUCAUUUGAUAAACUGUUAAAGUCUACAUUAUCGAGUGUGUUCCCAGGUUAAACAACCCACUCAAUACUUCCAUUAUUUUUUAAAUUGAUUUAUCCAACAUGCUUAAAUUAAGAUGCAUUUGUUAUAUAUUCUUAAUGAGUAAAAUUCAUAGUGCCAGGUUAGCUGGAUAUAUGAACGAUGGGGAAUCGCUAAAUGAAGAAGACAAUAAAAUCAAAGAUAAAUAUAAUAAUAAUAAUCAAAUAUACAAAUAUUUCGAUAAUGAUGAUUUAGAAAAAAUAGAUUCACGUGAAAGUAUUGAAAAAGAAAGUAAAGAACAAGAGAGGAUUGUAUUUAAAGAAAUAAAAGAUAUAGAUGAGAGUAAAGAAGACGUAGAAGAGGUGAAUGCAGCGAAAGAAGAACUAAAUAAUAAAAUAGACAAUUCGAAAAAGCCAACGAAGAAAGAAAAAGAACUGACAAUUGUUGAAUACGAUAAGGACGAUUCUUCAUAUGAGAUUUCUACAGAAAAAACAAUUUCACAUGUACGUCACGAUUCCAAAAAGCUGGACACAAAAAAGGUGGACUUAAAAAGGCCGGACACAAAAAAGCUGCUGUUUAGGAAUUGUCGAGAUCGGACAUCAGACGAUCUUUGCAGGAACACCCUGAUCGACUAUCCCUACGCGGCGUCCAUUCAGAGGCUGGGCUCUCAUUACGCGACAGGAGCUCUUCUAAAUAAACGGUGGAUCGUGACAGUCGCUGGGGAGUUUUACAACUUUAAAAAUCUUUCCAGUACCAGAGAAUCAAUAAAACUAUACAGAGCGAGACUAGGCUCCGUGAACUGCAAAAGAGGUGGAAUCUCCCUUCCCUUGCAAGAGGUGGCGAUCCACCCGUUGUAUGUGCCAGGAGAGCCUGGCUACGACUUGGGACUGAUACGACUGGGCGAGCUGGUGAAGUAUUCGGACUACAUAAAACCAAUAAAGCUAUCUGUGGUUACGGAGAGGGUGAUUAGUGCUAAUUUCCUGACUAUGUACUGGCCGAGAUUGGUUGUGAAAGGUGAGACUCUCCCCCGCAAUGCCAGCGAGCGAGCCAAACCCACCAGCCUGAGAGUGUCAACCCAAAAGCUGGUGAGCAGCCAUUACUGCCACAAGAUGAUGCUGGAUAUGAACGUACAUCUGCAAGAAGCAAGCCUGUGCUUGAAGCCUUUGGUCACCCAUCACAGCUUAUGCAAGCCAGACCCAGGCGCUCCCAUUGUAGCAGAUGAUGGCCUCUGGGGUGUCACCUCAGGCUGGACAUCAAACCUGUGCUACAAACUGCCAGGGCCUACGAUCUUCACGCGAACCUCUGCGCCACUCGUGAGCACCUGGUUAGAAGAAAAAAUUCAAGAGGUGUAGUUAUUAUUUUAGUAUGAUAUAUGAAAUGACUGUGAGGCCUUUAUUCAAAGAUGUGAGGAAUUGAUUUAACCCGUGACCCGUGAAGGAUCCAAAACUAUCUCACGCUUUCAAGUUCCUUGGGACGCGCGAGAGGUUAAUAUAACUAGGUUAUUUUCAUUAUGGAAUGGUUAUAUGGAUACUCAACUCUUGAGUAUGUGUUCAUUGACCACAUUACUUGUUGAGCUCUUAUAUUUUCCAACUACCAUCACGACAACAUCUCCAGGUCUCUUCUACAAUCCUGGUAACCUUUCUGAGGCUUUGUUCGCGUACAAAAUUUGGAUGAUUAUGUGUUGAUCAGUUAUUAACACUUUCGCUGACACCUACGUCGGUAGACGUAGUAAACUAUAUACUCCGUUGUGUCUCGUUUACUGUCAGCGAAUCUAAUGAGUGAAAUGUGUGCUGUGUAUUUAUUUGUUUAGUUAUUAUUAGUUACACGUGUGUCUACCAGUUUGUACAUUUUUAAUAUAUUAUGUGAUAAUUCGAAAAACCUCGUUUGAUUCAAAUAUUUAUUU
Molecule: messenger RNA, 1955 nt
Organism: Plodia interpunctella (Indianmeal moth)
Lineage: Eukaryota; Metazoa; Arthropoda; Insecta; Lepidoptera; Pyralidae
Product: coagulation factor XI-like
Exons: 6
Coding region: 136-1404 (422 amino acids)
Biological process (GO): proteolysis
Molecular function (GO): serine-type endopeptidase activity
Source: RefSeq, a predicted model, not a curated record